Messenger RNA from Suillus paluster, 576 nucleotides. RefSeq names its product Pre protein translocase Sec Sec61-beta subunit. The transcript has 4 exons. The coding region runs from base 59 to 349 and encodes 96 amino acids. Gene Ontology annotation, biological process: intracellular protein transport. The record is from RefSeq and is a predicted model, not a curated record. NCBI's taxonomy places the organism in Eukaryota, Fungi, Basidiomycota, Agaricomycetes, Boletales, Suillaceae. Gene Ontology annotation, cellular component: Sec61 translocon complex.
ACUACAUUUUGUAAAAGGCUUCCACCAUACGUGUUCUUCAAAGCUCACCAUCAACAGCAUGUCUGACUCAGAAAGCUCAACCCACGCCGUUAGCCCUAAGGUCGGUACCGUUGCAAGACCGCCAGGCGCACAGGUUCGGCGGAGAGCUGCAAAUACGCAGGUCAAACCCAAUUCAACGCGUGCAGCAGGAGCUGGUGGCUCGUCGGGGACAAUGCUGAAGCUCUACACUGACGACUCGCCAGGGUUGCGAGUGGACCCAUAUGUCGUCCUCAUUCUAUCGUUGGCAUUCAUUGGAUCUAUCUUCUUUUUGCAUAUUUCCGCUAAAAUUAUCCGGUCGUUCACCAAGUGAUAGCCUCAUAAUGGACAUUUUUAUGCACUCUUGACUUAUAUCCCCCAUGCACACUCAGCGCUUGUGUUCUAUUAUGUGCCGUAUUAAAACGUGCCGAAGCGCGAGGCGCUGUGUGCCCUCUCGUCACCAAAUGCCCGGUAGGAUGAUGAUUAUUCUCGAAUAAGCUUGACCUCGGUAUAGAAUGAUAUGUGGACCGUCUUGACCAAUCCUAUCGCUUUCAAAUCUCC